Vigna unguiculata (cowpea) is the source of this 3875-nucleotide messenger RNA. Its product is annotated as Tetratricopeptide repeat (TPR)-like superfamily protein. Lineage: Eukaryota; Viridiplantae; Streptophyta; Magnoliopsida; Fabales; Fabaceae. The record is from RefSeq and is a predicted model, not a curated record. Gene Ontology annotation, molecular function: protein binding.
UUUUGUUUCUCUUUUAAUUCUUUUCGUUUUCUUGUGGAAAGAACGAAGAACAUAGAUUCUUACCAAUUGCAGAAGAACAGAAGAACGGAGAACAUGGAAGAAGAAAGUUUCAGUUGCCACAUCCGCAAGUAGAAAUAGGGACUCGCACAAAAGUAAACCACCUGAUUCAUCGAUUUUAGAAGGGACUUUCAACAAUGUAAUACUGAGUUCACACCUUCAACAUGGUUCUUCCUAGUCUCUCGUCACAACAACUAUUUUCAAAUUUUCGUUUCAUUUCUCUCUCUACCUUCAAUUCUCAUCAUAGAUACAUUUGUUCUCACCACCCAGAAUCUGAGAAAGCAAGACUCAGAUCACGAAAUGCAAGUAAAACGGCCAAAACCAUGGCCGAUCUUAUCAAUUCCCAACCAUGGUCAAAUACGUUGGUCUCUCUUCUGCCCACCCCUCUCUCCAAAACGACGGUGCUCCGAACCCUUCGCCUCAUCAAGGACCCUUCCAAAGCUCUUCGCUUUUUCAAGUGGGCUCAGCAAAGUGGGUUUCCCCACACAGCUCAGUCCUACUUCAUCAUGCUACAAAUUCUGGGUCGCGAUAGGAACCUCAACGUGGCCCGAAACUUGCUUUUUUCCAUCGAGAAAAAGUCUAACGGAACGGUCAAGCUUGAGGACAGGUUCUUCAAUACCCUCAUCAGAAGCUACGCCGAAGCAGGCCUCUUCAAAGAGUCCUUGAAGCUUUUUCAGACCAUGAAGUCCGUUGCUGUGUCCCCCUCCGUGGUUACCUUCAACUCUGUUUUGUCUAUUUUGCUUAAAAGGGGUCGCACCAAUAUGGCCAAAGAGGUGUAUGAUGAAAUGCUUCACACGUAUGGUGUUAGUCCAGACACUUGUACAUACAAUGUUUUGAUCAGAGGGUUUUGCAAAAACUCAAUGGUCGAUGAAGGGUUUCGGUUCUUUAAAGAGAUGGCUAGUUUUAAUUGUGAUCCGGAUGUUGUCACAUAUAACACUCUUGUUGAUGGUUUAUGUAGAGCGGGGAAGGUUAGAAUUGCUCGGAAUUUAGUAAAUGCUAUGAGCAGGAAAUGUGAGGGUUUGAAUCCUAAUGUUGUUACUUAUACAACUUUGAUCCGAGGGUAUUGUAUGAAGCAAGAAGUUGACGAGGCAUUGGUUGUUCUUGAAGAGAUGAGUGGCCGAGGCAUUGAACCGAACAUGGUUACCUAUAAUACUUUGAUAAAAGGGCUUUGUGAGGUACACAAGUUGGACAAGAUGAAAGAUGUUUUGGAAUGGAUGAAAGAUAAUGGGGGCUUUAGCCCUGAUACAUUUACCUUUAAUACAAUUAUUCAUUCACAUUGUUGUGCAGGAAAUCUGGAUGAAGCAUUGAAGGUGUUUGAAAGCAUGAAGAAAUUUCAGGUCCGCAUGGAUUCAGCCUCGUACAGCACUAUGAUACGUAGUUUGUGUCAGAAAGGGGACUAUGAUAUGGCAGAGGUGCUAUUUGAUGAGUUAUUGGAGAAGGAAAUCCUAUUGAGUAAUUUUGGCUCCAAGCCACUUGCUGCUGCUUAUAGUCCUCUUAUUCAGUAUUUGUGUGAACAUGGGAAGAGUAAGAAGGCCGAGAGGGUGAUGAGACAGUUAAUGAAAAGGGGCACACAAGAUGGCCAAUUAUACAACACAUUGAUUAUGGGGCACUGUAAAGAAGGUGCAUAUGAAAGUGGAUAUGAGCUUUUAGUGUGGAUGCUGAGAAGAGACUUUCUUCCUGAUGUUGAUAUAUAUGAUUACUUGAUUGAGGGUUUUCUUUUAAAGAAUAAGCCUCUGCUUGCAAAGGAGACACUAGAGAAAAUGCUUAAGAGCUCCUAUCAACCUAAAACAGUCACCUGGCAUUCGAUUCUGGCAAAACUUUUGGAAAAGGGUUGUGCUCAUGAGUCUGCCGGUGUUAUUUUGAUGAUGCUGGAGAAAAAUGUUAGACAGAAUAUAAACCUGUCAACUGAGAGUUUAAAGCUACUUUUCAGAUGUGGACAGCAAGAAAGAGCAUUUGAGAUUAUUGAUUUGGUUUAUAAGAAUGGAUACCGUGUUACAGUAGAAGAAGUGAUUCAAUUUCUUUUUGAGAGAGGAAAGCUAUCAGAAGCAUGCAAAAUGUUGCUUUUUAGUUUGAAAAAUCAUCAGAAUGUCAAUAUUAAUUUGUGUAAUGCAAUUAUUCUGAAUCUUUGUAAAAUUAACAAGGUCUCAGAAGCAUUUAAAUUAUGCUAUGAAUUGGUGGAGAUCGGUUUAUGUCAGGAAUUGACAUGUCUAAAUGAUCUACUGGCUGCUUUAGAGGAAGGGGGAAGAAGAGAGGAAGCUAUAUUUAUAUCAAAGAGAUUACCAAGACUGGAGAAUUUAGAUGAAUCUAAGGGAAAUCGUAGCUCUAAGAAGUUCAGGCCUAUUAAAGUGUGAAUCGUGUUUCCUGCUGUUUCAAUGUUAUGUUUUCAUCUUUUCUGCUUUGACGGUUGAAAGUUAAAAUCAUUAGCUUCUACUGCUUGAAGAUGAUCUUUAUUUGAUGAAGUUAAAAUCAUCAGCUUCUGCAGCUUGAAGAUUAUCUUUAUUUGAUAAAGUAAAUAGUUUGAUGUCAUAUGGUGGUAUUAAGAUGACCGACCUUUUGCUGCAGUAGCCAGUGAGCAAACCAGAAGGUGAUACAAUAAGCCAAUCCUUCCCGGUUAACAGGUAUGCCCCCUUGAAAGCCAUCCUUGAAAAUAUGGCCAGCCUUUUACCUUAAAGACUCAUUGCCACUGAUUCACAGUUUCUCCACUCUCAGUCUACAAGAAGAGACAGAAUGCAAACAAUAUUACCUAGAUGAAGGACCCAGAGAUAACUACUAAGGUGUACAAAGUAAAAAGAAAAAAAUAAGAAUGCUUAUGAGUCUUGACUAGAAAUGCACGCUACAUUCUUUGUCAAGAGCCUAUUCGUUAGUUUUCAAAAGCUGUUUCAGAGUUUUUCGGGUGUCUUUGACUCUUUUUUUUUUGUGGUAUAAUUACUAAUUUGGUAUUCCAACUUUUUGGGAUUGUUCAAUUUGGUAUCCGAACUUUAGGAACGUUCAAUUUGGUACCCAAAUUUUUUAAACAGGUUUAUCUUAGUACCUUCUGUUAAACACUACUUAAUGUCGUUGGGCUUUUAUUGAGGUGGCACUGUGCAACAAAGACGUGACGGAAAUAAGGGUUGUGCACGUGAAUUUACUGUUAAAAAAAUUGCAAAGUAAAUAAUAAAAACGAAAAUGCGUUAUUAUCGAAAUUGGGGAAAAAAAUUAGGGUGGAGUGAUCCACGUGCAGAAGGAAAAAUUAGGGCAGAAUUGUGUAAAAUCUGAAAGGUGGAUUUGGAAAUUAGGGUUUGUGUCGGACAUGGGUGAUAUGCGUUUUUGUUUUUAUUAUUUACUUUGCAAUUUUUUUAAUAGUAAAUUCACGUGCACAACCCUUAUAAAUGGCGUUAAGUAGUGCUUAACGGAAGGUAUUAAAAUAAACUUGUUUAAAAAAUUUAGGUAUCAAAUUGAACGUUCCUAAAGUUUGGAUACCAAAUUGAACAAUCCCAAAAAGUUGAGAUACCAAAUCAGUAAUUAUACUUUUUAUUUUUAUAAAGUUGAUGUUAAGCAUCAUUGCCCAUCACAUGAAAGUAUAUUAAUUAAAAAGAAAAACGAAAUCGGUGAGUUUUCAAUAAUACUGGUUAUUUUGACUAGGUCACUUGUCUACAUUCAAUAAUACUGGUGCAGGAAAAAAAUUCUCGAAAUAACAAAAACUAUUAUUCCUUCGUUCAGAGCAUGUUGAUAUCAAGUAUUAGUUAGUUAUAGAUGAAAUUCAAAAUUCUCACUUGGAUUUAGUACAUCAACGCCAAGGAGAUGUUUGCAUAAGGUCCUAACCUGAAGCUUUUCUAAAC